AUGGAGGUGGUGGUGCGCACGGUGCCCGGCGUCCGGAGCUGCUUCGUCGCGCUCCCCCUCCCCGUCAUCCAAGCCCUCGAGCGCACCGCCGCCGGCGGCUCCCUCCCCGCGGUCCUCGCCCUCGAGCUGCACGGCCCCGACAGGGCGCGCUGGCGUCUCGCCUGGGCAGGCGCCGUCUCCGCCUCCGCCUCCCCAGAUGCCGUCGAGGUUUCCCAACAAUUUGCUGCAUGCAUUUCGCUACCUGACAAUACGAAAGCAUCACUGAGUGCUGUUUCUGUGUUGCCAAAAGCCAAAUUUGUAUCUGUGGAGCCAAUAAGUGAGGAGGACUGGGAAGUAUUGGAGCUUAACUCAGAGUUGGCAGAAGAGGCCAUUUUGAAACAGGUUGGUAUUGUUUAUGAUGGUAUGAAAUUUCCCUUAUGGUUGCACGGUGAUAAUGUAGUGGAAUUUCUUGUUAUUUCAGCAUCACCUAGUAACUCAAUAGGUUCAACUUGUUCCUGGAACUGA
Messenger RNA from Triticum turgidum subsp. durum (durum wheat), 504 nucleotides. Lineage: Eukaryota; Viridiplantae; Streptophyta; Magnoliopsida; Poales; Poaceae. The record is from the annotation of a GenBank genome assembly.